Messenger RNA from Aspergillus mulundensis, 942 nucleotides. RefSeq names its product putative Mitochondrial DNA replication protein. The transcript has 5 exons. Gene Ontology annotation, biological process: mitochondrial citrate transmembrane transport; alpha-ketoglutarate transport. Gene Ontology annotation, cellular component: mitochondrion. Bases 1 to 942 code for a protein of 313 amino acids. NCBI's taxonomy places the organism in Eukaryota, Fungi, Ascomycota, Eurotiomycetes, Eurotiales, Aspergillaceae. The record is from RefSeq and is a predicted model, not a curated record. Gene Ontology annotation, molecular function: tricarboxylate secondary active transmembrane transporter activity.
AUGGCGAUGCAGAGCAUACAAUCACAACCGCUGCCCCCUGGGCCUAGCAAUCACGAGGAGAGGAGGCCGAUCCCAUACCGCAAUAUAGCCGUUGGCGCGGUAAUGAAUGUCUUUCAAGUAACGACAUUGGGUCAACCUAUGGAAGUGCUCAAGACACAUCUAGCCGCAAAUAGGCACGACUCGCUAAAGGACGCGGUACAAAAGACUUGGGCGCGCGGGCGAUGGACAGCCUUCUACCAAGGCCUGAUACCAUGGGCAUGGCUUGAAGCCUGCACAAAAGGAGCCAUCCUUGUCCUCACCUCAAGUGAGAUUGAGUACCACGUUCGCACCAAGAUACCCAAUGCGUCACCAACGCUGGGUGGAGUGCUGGGUGGUAUUGGCGGAGGAUUUGCACAAGCUUAUCUCACCAUGGGCAUGACGACGUGCAUGAAGACAGUCGAAGUCACGCGGUCGAAAGUGUCUGGGCAAGGAAUCAAACCCCCGGGUCCAGUUGAGGUAUUCUUUCAGAUCCUUAAGGAGAAGGGGAUCCGCGGAGUCAAUAAAGGCGUAAACGCCGUUGCAUUAAGGCAAGUAACGGGGUGGUCAUCCCGAAUCGGCAUCUCGAGGUUCGCGGAGGAGAGUAUUCGAUCUGUGACAGGCAAGGGGAAGGAUGACAGACUGCGCUUUGGUGAGAAGAUCCUAGCUUCUACUAUUGGUGGCGCAUUGAGCUGUUGGAACCAGCCAUUCGAGGUUUUGCGAGUGGAGAUGCAGUCUAUGAAGAGCGACCCGACGCGUCCCGAGAAACCGACCAUCGUCUCUACAUUCAAGCACAUCCUCAAGACUUCUGGGUUCAAGGGGCUCUUCCGUGGAGUGAUUCCGCGGAUCGGUGUCGCCAGCUGGGCAACGGUCUGCAUGGUGGGAUUCGGCGACACUGUCAAGGCGUUGGUUGCGCCAAAAAGAUGA